Messenger RNA from Trichobilharzia szidati, 477 nucleotides. Lineage: Eukaryota; Metazoa; Platyhelminthes; Trematoda; Strigeidida; Schistosomatidae. The record is from the annotation of a GenBank genome assembly.
AUGCUUUAUAAUUCUAAGCAUCAACAAUCUCCUGAUUAUUUUAGCAGUGAAUGUUCAUUAUUUGUUGGUGAGUUAACAGAAGAUGUCGAUGAUCUUGCAUUGUUUAAUGCUUGUCGAUCAGCUAAAGUUGUAAUGACAAAUGGAAAAUCCCGUGGAUAUGGAUUUGUUCGAUUCUUAACAGAGUCUGAUAUGGAUAAAGCACUUAUUGAGAUGCAAAAUUAUUGUGGUCUAGGAUAUAAACCUAUUCGUGUGAGUCUGGCUAUACCAAAGCGUUAUAAUAUAGAUGGGAGUUUAGUUGUUACCAGAUCAGUAUUUGAAUCAACUUCAGUAGUUCCUAGUGAGCCUGAAGUCUUGUCGUCCGCUUGUGAUGGUCCUCGACAUGUAGAUGAUUUAGACGAAGUUUUCAAUUUUUUGGAGUCAUCAAGAUGGCAUAUAACUGACCCGUCACUGGAAUUAUACCUUAAAAUAAGACCAUAA